AUGGCGGUGGAGACUCUGUCCCCGGACUGGGAGUUCGACCGCGUAGACGAUGGCUCACAGAAAAUUCAUGCUGAAGUCCAGCUUAAGAAUUAUGGGAAAUUUCUUGAGGAGUAUACCUCUCAAUUGAGAAGAAUUGAGGAUGCACUGGAUGACUCAAUUGGAGAUGUUUGGGAUUUCAAUCUUGAUCCUAUAGCAUUAAAGCUUUUGCCUUAUGAACAGUCUUCCCUUUUGGAACUCAUCAAGACUGAAAACAAGGUCCUAAACAAAGUCAUCACUGUUUAUGCUGCACUUUGUUGUGAAAUCAAGAAAUUAAAAUAUGAGGCUGAAACUAAGUUUUACAAUGGUCUCUUGUUUUAUGGAGAAGGAGCUACAGAUUCCAGCAUGGUGGAAGGUGAUUGUCAAAUUCAAAUGGGGAGAUUUAUUUCAUUCUUACAGGAACUGUCUUGUUUUGUUACGAGGUGCUAUGAAGUGGUGAUGAAUGUAGUCCAUCAGUUGGCUGCCCUGUAUAUCAGUAACAAGAUUGCACCCAAAAUUAUAGAAACAACUGGAGUUCAUUUUCAGACUAUGUAUGAGCACUUGGGAGAGCUGCUAACAGUUUUGCUAACUCUGGAUGAAAUUAUUGAUAAUCACAUCACGUUAAAAGAACACUGGACUAUGUACAAAAGGUUACUGAAAUCUGUCCAUCACAAUCCUUCGAAGUUUGGAAUUCAGGAGGAAAAGCUAAAGCCAUUUGAAAAGUUCUUGCUGAAACUAGAAGGGCAGUUACUUGAUGGAAUGAUAUUUCAGGCCUGUAUAGAACAGCAGUUUGAUUCUCUCAAUGGAGGAGUAUCUGUGUCAAAAAAUAGCACUUUUGCUGAAGAAUUUGCACAUAGUAUUCGCUCAAUUUUUGCAAAUGUAGAAGCCAGACUUGGCGAACCUUCUGAAAUUGAUCAGAGAGACAAGUAUGUGGGAGUUUGUGGACUCUUUGUAUUGCACUUUCAAAUUUUUCGAACCGUUGAUAAAAAGUUUUACAAGUCUUUAUUGGACAUUUGUAAGAAGGUACCAGCCAUCACUCUAACUGCUAAUAUUAUUUGGUUUCCUGAUAAUUUUUUGAUCCAGAAAAUACCAGCAGCUGCCAAACUUCUGGACAAAAAAAGUCUUCAGGCCAUUAAAAUACACAGAGAGACUUUCCUGCAGCAGAAAGCUCAGUCACUUACCAAAGAUGUACAGUCUUACUACGUCUUUGUGAGCUCAUGGAUGAUGAAGAUGGAAUCUAUUUUAUCUAAAGAGCAGAGAAUGGAUAAAUUUGCUGAAGACCUCACCAGUAGAUGUAAUGUUUUUAUACAGGGCUUUUUAUAUGCAUAUAGUAUUAGUACCAUUAUUAAAACCACAAUGAAUCUCUACAUGUCCAUGCAAAAGCCAAUGACCAAAACAUCAGUUAAGGCAUUAUGUAGGCUUGUUGAACUUCUCAAGGCGAUAGAGCAUAUGUUCUACAGGAGAAGCAUGGUUGUGGCUGAUUCAGUCUCACAUAUAACACAGCACCUUCAGCAUCAGGCUCUUAAUUCUAUUUCUGUGGCCAAGAAAAGAGUAAUUUCUGACAAAAAAUAUAGUGAACAGCGUCUUGAUGUGCUCUCUGCUCUAGUUUUGGCUGAAAACACUCUAAAUGGACCAAGCACAAAGCAGCGACGACUUAUUGUUUCUCUGGCGCUGAGUGUGGGCACACAGAUGAAAACAUUUAAAGAUGAAGAACUCUUUCCACUUCAAGUAGUCAUGAAAAAGCUGGAUCUUAUCAGUGAACUUCGAGAAAGAGUCCAGACACAAUGUGAUUGUUGUUUUCUAUACUGGCAUCGAGCUGUCUUCCCAAUUUAUUUAGAUGACGUAUAUGAAAAUGCUGUUGAUGCAGCCAGACUACAUUACAUGUUCAGUGCUUUACGUGACUGUGUACCUGCCAUGAUGCAUGCGAGGCAUUUGGAGUCCUAUGAAAUACUUCUGGAUUGCUAUGACAAGGAAAUUAUGGAAAUUUUAAAUGAGCAUUUGCUGGACAAGUUGUGCAAAGAAAUAGAGAAGGACCUGCGACUUUCUGUGCAUACUCAUUUAAAGCUGGAUGACAGAAACCCUUUCAAAGUUGGCAUGAAAGACCUGGCCCUUUUUUUCUCUCUGAAUCCAAUUCGGUUUUUCAAUCGUUUCAUUGACAUUCGAGCUUAUGUAACUCACUACCUAGACAAGACUUUCUACAAUCUAACGACAGUAGCUCUUCAUGACUGGGCUACUUACAGUGAAAUGAGAAAUUUAGCGACUCAGCGUUAUGGAUUGGUUAUGACAGAGGCCCAUCUUCCUAGUCAGACUUUGGAACAGGGCCUGGAUGUCUUGGAAAUUAUGAGAAACAUUCAUAUAUUUGUAUCUCGAUACCUCUAUAAUCUCAAUAAUCAAAUUUUUAUUGAGCGAACAAGUAAUAACAAACAUUUGAACACUAUUAAUAUUCGGCAUAUUGCUAAUUCAAUUCGAACACACGGCACAGGAAUCAUGAAUACAACAGUCAAUUUCACCUACCAGUUUUUGAAAAAGAAGUUCUAUAUAUUUAGCCAAUUUAUGUAUGAUGAACAUAUCAAAUCCAGAUUGAUUAAAGAUAUUCGGUUUUUCAGGGAAAUCAAGGACCAGAAUGAUCAUAAGUAUCCUUUUGAAAGAGCGGAAAAAUUCAAUCGAGGCAUCAGAAAACUUGGAAUAACCCCGGAGGGACAAAGCUACCUUGAUCAGUUCAGGCAGCUCAUCAGCCAAAUUGGUAAUGCUAUGGGCUAUGUACGAAUGAUAAGAUCUGGUGGUCUUCAUUGUAGCAGCAAUGCCAUUAGAUUUGUACCUGAUCUUGAAGAUAUUGUAAAUUUUGAAGAACUAGUCAAAGAAGAAGGUCUUGCAGAAGAAACAUUAAAAGCAGCAAGGCACUUGGAUUCAGUCCUCAGUGAUCACACACGAAAUUCUGCUGAAGGCACAGAAUAUUUCAAAAUGCUUGUGGAUGUUUUUGCUCCAGAAUUUCGAAGGCCAAAGAAUAUACAUCUCCGAAAUUUCUAUAUCAUUGUUCCCCCUCUGACCCUCAACUUUGUAGAGCAUUCCAUUAGUUGCAAGGAGAAAUUGAAUAAAAAAAAUAAAAUCGGAGCUGCCUUUACUGAUGAUGGAUUUGCCAUGGGGGUGGCUUACAUUCUGAAGCUUUUGGAUCAGUACCAGGAAUUUGACUCGCUUCACUGGUUCCAGUCUGUUAGAGAGAAAUACCUGAAGGAGAUGAGAGCGGUUGCUAAGCAACAGAAUGUACAGUCAACUAGUCAGGAUGAAAAACUACUCCAAACCAUGAAUCUCACUCAGAAACGACUGGAUGUUUAUCUGCAGGAAUUUGAAUUGCUGUAUUUCUCACUGAGCAGUGCAAGAAUUUUCUUCAGGGCUGACAAGACUGCGGCUGAAGAAAACCAAGAAAAGAAAGAGAAAGAAGAAGAGACUAAAAUAAGCAAUGGAGACCUGCCCGACAGCACUGUGUCUGCAGACCCUGUUGUCAAAUGA
Molecule: messenger RNA, 3522 nt
Organism: Rangifer tarandus platyrhynchus (Svalbard reindeer)
Lineage: Eukaryota; Metazoa; Chordata; Mammalia; Artiodactyla; Cervidae
Source: the annotation of a GenBank genome assembly